AUGUCAAGACAACGGAUUCCUAUCUUUGACGGGCUUGAGCUGGAUGGCUAUGGUUAUGAAAGUGACAGUGACCUCGAGGACGAGGACGAUGGCACCUCUGUCAAAAGUGAUACUGGAGAUAUCUUAGCAUCACGCGCCCACACACCUGUGGCCACGGGUUCUGAUCACGAGGAGACGGUCUCAUAUCCCUACUUACCGGAUACAUCAAGUUCUGCGGAUGAUUAUACCUUUCCCGUCAAACAGAAUGGCUUAGAUGCGACUAGUGUGAUGCCAUCGUGGGGUUCUCAGGACCUCCAGUCUAGCGGUAUGCCAUUGUUGUCCGACCGUGGCUGCCACAUCUUUGUCAAGGAUACUGCGUUCCAGACGUGGUACUCCCUUUUGUACUAUCUCUAUACAGAUAAUAUUGCAUUUUCGCCGCUCAAGUCGUCGGGUCCACAGGGGCCUCAGAGGUUUUCACGCACGGCAAAGCCAAGGCCGCAAUGCUCACCGAAAUCGAUGUACAGCCUGGCGACAAAGCUCGGUAUCGACAAACUCCGUGAUCAGGCCUUUGCUUCUAUUCGCAGCAAUGUGGAUGAAAACAACUUAUUACAAGAAUUGGCAAGUAGUUUUACCGGGAGGUACCCGGCCGUCCUGGAACUGGAACUGGAUUUACUUGCGGAAGAGAUAGCAAGUGCGCCCAUUGUUGAAGGCUUACCCCACCUCAUGAGGCGGAUUGCUCAAAAGGAGCUGUCCCAUGGGGCUGAUAUCUUGAUUGGAUACAACGCUCGAAUUCUUCGUAAACACUAUUUAUCUACACGACCCACUCCAGCUGCACGCCACCCGCCAUCAUCCCGAGAAAGCGUUCCUCUACAACUUAAAACAUCCAAUUCAGUUACCAUCUCCGAGUGGUCCCCGGAAGAAUUUGCCGAUCAUCGUAUCUCAGACAAAGAGGAUCAAUCAUGCCCGUCGUCACCAUCCUCGACACAAGCUGUGACGUCACGGUCUUAUGGUAGCGGGGCUCUCACUAAGACUGCAAACGUCUCGAAUCAGAAGAAGAAGAAGAAGAGGUAGAAGGCCGUCAUCUGAGUACGCUCUGCGAACUUCCAGGCUUGCUUAGAGUCGGACAUGAUACUCUUGUACGUGUACUUGAUAUGCUUGUCUAUCACAUCACAAUGGAGACGUUCGCACUUGUCUUCGGGUCGCCUAGGACUCAGUCCUAGAAACAGGUGCAGAACAUGCCUCUCGAGGUUCCAGGAAGUGGCCGCCUACUGAUAUGGUCAUUACUUUGAAGAACCAGUGGACCAAGUGAAGAAUGCACUUGCCAGCGCCGAAUCAUUCGUUAACUACUAGUUUAGAGAGUACUUGAUAGCUGGUGCUCAACCCUUCCUCUUUCGUCUCCGAAGAUGACAUUCGACAUGG
Molecule: messenger RNA, 1398 nt
Organism: Pisolithus orientalis
Lineage: Eukaryota; Fungi; Basidiomycota; Agaricomycetes; Boletales; Pisolithaceae
Exons: 5
Coding region: 1-1050 (349 amino acids)
Source: RefSeq, a predicted model, not a curated record